Electrophorus electricus (electric eel) is the source of this 1006-nucleotide messenger RNA. Its product is annotated as TLR adapter interacting with SLC15A4 on the lysosome. Gene Ontology annotation, biological process: regulation of toll-like receptor signaling pathway. The record is from RefSeq and is a predicted model, not a curated record. NCBI's taxonomy places the organism in Eukaryota, Metazoa, Chordata, Actinopteri, Gymnotiformes, Gymnotidae.
CUUAGCAGAGCAGACCUCUCUAGAGGACGAGGAACCAGGCACAAAAUUCUGCACUUUUACAAUAUACUCAAAUUAACCAACACGAGCAUCAAGCAUGUUGUGUGAAGGCAGUUUGUGGUGUGUGGCAUUUUCCUCCAAAUUUGACUCUGUGGAUCCUCCUACAUGCUGCUCAGUCAUUGAGUCUCAAUCCCCACCACUGGCCUCCACUCUGUUGGGCCAGACUCCGCUCCCAGUCAGCUCCUCCAGAGAGCACCAGUCCCACCAGGGAGACUCCCAGUCUUCUUCUGUAGCCCCCGUGGAUUCCCGGCAUCUAUCUCCAGGUGUAGGCAUUCCUGGUCGGACAGGGUCUCCUGGCCCAGAGACAUUCCUGGUGCCAUCCAGCUGCCACAGCAUCUGCCAGCACUACAGUGACCUGCAUAUCGCUGGUGGCCAAGUGCUGCCUCUCAGUCCCAGUGCAGAGGAUCCACAAAACAGCUACCUGCAGGAACCUCACCCAGGGCCCUUUCUGGUAUCUGGAGAUGUCCCUCCCCCUUCCCUGCUCCCUCCCUUGCUCCCUGAGACCAGGAGCUCUAGGCACUGGAGGGAGGGUAGUGGCCGUGAGCGUGCAUCUCUGCUGCAGGCCAGCCGGCCCCUUUCCAACUCCCAGCUCAACGUCUACCUGGAGCAGAAGCUGCUGGAGUUGUACAGAGAGUACCUGAGUGAGGGCCCCGCGGGUCCGCGGCCUGUCAUGGCCUCCGAGCUGCUGCAGUGCAGCCUGGAGCAGAUGACCCUGCAGCUGAGCCGAGAGCACAAGCUGGAGACGACGCGAGCUAAAGACAUGCUGCUCAGCUGCCUGCUGAGAGCCACCAGCAGCCAGCAGUCCAGCGAGAUCAGCACCCCACUGCUUCAGAUCUCCACCCAGACGAAGUGUGAUCAGAACCCCACUGCUGGAGACCUCCACCCAGACAAAGUGAUGAGGAAAGAGCAGGAAGACUUUGGGGGGGGGGGGGGGGGGGGGGGGUUGUAA